GGAGGCUCAGGGCAGGGGAGCGAGGACAGCAGAUUGCCAUCCAUCCAUCGAGCUACAGAGUUUGUGAACUCCUGUCGUCAUCAUGGCUGAAGGUGGUAACUGGGGAGGUGAUUCAGUGGCCACUACAUCAAAGAAACAAAAAGGUAGGAAAUUAAUUCAAGUGGGCAAUGUUUUCAGAAGACUUUGGCCAGGCACGUCAUUAAAGAACGAUGGUGAGAACACAGGAACAAUGACGGAAAAGCAAAGUGGGAUUGAGAGCAGAAUGUCAAUGGAAUGUGAACCCGCUGAAGAGGAAAGGGAACAAUGUCAGUCCAGAGGGAGAGGAAUAGGAGACGUGGUUCACGGCCCUGGAACUGACCCAAGUGACGAAAUCCAUCAUGACCGAGAUUCAUCAAACAAGGAAUCAUCGAGUCUCAUUCAAGUAGCAGAUCUAAUGCCUACAUUCUCUGAGCUCCUGACACAGUGGAGCGAUUACCAAUUGUUCCAGCUGACAACAUUCUAUGGGGAGAGACUGAAACAGGCGAUUGAAGAAGGGGUUGAACGUCUCAGCUUCACGAUGAAACGGGAGGGAUGUUUCAAUGAACAAGAACACGGGAGUGUCGCUGAGCUGGUGGUAAAGGGAAACCGCAGAGACAGUUCCAUACUCUUCCUCAGUCUGGUGAUGGGGAAUGGCAUCCGUGCCCGGCGGGUGAUGUGGGAAUUCUUUGUGAAAAUGCAGAAUGAGUUACCAAACCUGGACAGUACUGAUCCACAAGAAUACAUGAACAUCACCAGAGGUUUAACUGAAUUUCCCUCUCAUAUGGAAGGUGAGUGUUGA
Messenger RNA from Amblyraja radiata (thorny skate), 817 nucleotides. RefSeq lists its product as uncharacterized. The record is from RefSeq and is a predicted model, not a curated record. Bases 83 to 817 code for a protein of 244 amino acids. Lineage: Eukaryota; Metazoa; Chordata; Chondrichthyes; Rajiformes; Rajidae. The transcript has 6 exons.